ACUUUACACGUACCUUUGAGAGUCCAAAAAACCCGAAGCAAGUCUAGUCUUCUUUUGCUCCAAGACCCACCAAAGACUUCAAAACCUAAAACCCCUUUGAUCUACUGUGUCGGAAAAUCAAGCUCCUAUCUGCUCCAUCAAUGGCGGCCUCCGACAUUGUCUCUCAAUCCCCUUCUUUUCCCAAAUUCCUAAAUUACCCAUCAAAGCCAACCCCAAACCCCUAUGUCCUAAACCCCAAUCUCCCCUUCAAACAUACCUCAAGGGCACUGAACUUAAGGGCAGUCCUGUCCCGAAACCCUGCAGAAACAACAGCCAACCCCAAUCUCCCCUUCAAACAUACCUCAAGGGCACUGAACCUAAGGGCAGUCCUGUCCCGAAACCCUGCAGAAACAACAGCCUCUGAGCCAAAAACCCAGAACUUUAAGCACUGUUUCACCAAAUCAGAUGAUGGGUAUUUGUACUGUGAGGGUGUUAGGGUGCAGGAUGUCAUGGAUAUAGUGGAGAGGAGGCCAUUUUAUCUUUACAGUAAGCCCCAAAUCAAUAGAAACUUUGAGGCUUAUAGGGAGGCUUUGGGGGGUUUGAAUUCGAUUAUUGGGUAUGCAAUUAAAGCCAACAAUAAUCUCAAGAUUUUGGAGCAUUUAAGGAUGUUGGGAUGUGGGGCAGUUUUGGUGAGUGGCAAUGAGCUUAGAUUGGCGCUAAAGGCUGGGUUCGAUCCCAAAAGGUGUAUCUUUAAUGGCAAUGGAAAGCUGUUAGAGGAUCUGGUACUAGCUGCUCAGGAAGGUGUUUUCGUCAAUAUUGAUAGUGAAUUUGAUUUGGACAAUAUUGUAUCUGCUGCAAGGAUUGCUGGGAAGAAGGUUAAUGUAUUGCUUCGGAUUAAUCCUGAUGUGGAUCCUCAGGUCCAUGCUUAUGUUGCCACUGGUAAUAAGAACUCCAAAUUUGGCAUUAGAAAUGAGAAGCUUCAAUGGUUUCUAGAUGCUGUGAAGGCACAUCCUAAUGAGCUGAAGCUUGUGGGGGCCCAUUGCCAUCUUGGUUCGACCAUCACCAAGGUUGACAUUUUUAGGGACGCUGCUGUCCUUAUGGUGAACUACAUUGAUCAAAUUCGGGACCAAGGCUUUGAAAUUGACUACUUAAACAUUGGAGGUGGGCUGGGGAUUGACUAUUAUCACACUGAUGCUGUCCUUCCAACUCCCAGAGAUCUAAUUGACACGGUACGGGAGCUGGUCUUGUCGCGAAAUCUUAAUCUCAUCAUUGAACCUGGGAGAUCACUAAUUGCAAAUACUUGUUGCCUGGUUAAUCGUGUAACUGGGGUCAAAACUAAUGGGACAAAAAAUUUCAUUGUCAUCGAUGGCAGCAUGUCAGAGCUUAUCCGUCCGAGUCUUUAUGGUGCUUAUCAACAUAUAGAGCUGGUUUCUCCUUCACCGCCUGAUGCUGAGAUUUCUACUUUUGAUGUGGUGGGCCCGGUCUGUGAGUCAGCGGAUUUCUUGGGAAAGGACAGGGAGCUUCCAACUCCAAAUAGGGGAGCUGGCCUGGUAGUUCAUGAUGCCGGUGCUUAUUGCAUGAGCAUGGCCUCAACUUACAAUCUCAAGAUGCGCCCACCGGAAUACUGGGUCGAAGAAGGUGGAUCAGUGGCCAAGAUCCGACAUGGGGAGACAUUUGAAGACCACAUCAGAUGCUUUGAAGGUCUUUAGAUGCAUUUGUUCCAGAUGUUGACGAUGUCCACUGUGGCAGCAGGAUAGAGAGAGGCUUGAAUUUUCAUAUUGCUUGUUCUGUAUUUGCCUUGUUAUUAGGAAUCAGAGUUAUCGGAACACUGGAUAUCAUGAUAGUUGUUGCUAUUGCUCAUGAAAGAAGUUGAAGGGGUCACGAGGCGUGAUCAUGUCAGUAAUUUAGGACUCCCGCGGAUUUUUGUCAGUCAUUUUUCUUUUCCUCGGUAAAUACCUGCUCUGAUCGGACGCAGGGGAAUUGGAAAGCCUUAUUGUGGAAAUCUGAAAACUCCAUCCAUUCCUGAACA
Rhododendron vialii is the source of this 2008-nucleotide messenger RNA. RefSeq names its product diaminopimelate decarboxylase 2, chloroplastic-like. Gene Ontology annotation, molecular function: diaminopimelate decarboxylase activity. Lineage: Eukaryota; Viridiplantae; Streptophyta; Magnoliopsida; Ericales; Ericaceae. The record is from RefSeq and is a predicted model, not a curated record. The coding region runs from base 141 to 1688 and encodes 515 amino acids. The transcript has 8 exons. Gene Ontology annotation, cellular component: chloroplast.